Durio zibethinus is the source of this 2334-nucleotide messenger RNA. RefSeq names its product ninja-family protein mc410-like. Gene Ontology annotation, biological process: jasmonic acid mediated signaling pathway; negative regulation of DNA-templated transcription. The record is from RefSeq and is a predicted model, not a curated record. Lineage: Eukaryota; Viridiplantae; Streptophyta; Magnoliopsida; Malvales; Malvaceae. Gene Ontology annotation, cellular component: nucleus.
AUUUAGAACAUUUACUGCCAUUUUUCAGUGUUCUGCUCUCGUUUACCUAUGCUUGUGAUGUGCAGAGACAACCUUGGCUUUGGUUCUUUUGAUCUUCUCUGUCUUCAUUCAGGCAUUUAAGUUUAAGAUGGUUAUAGCAUGAGUUGAGGUUGUAUUACAUAUUUUAUGAUGGAUGGUCUGUAGAGAGGAUUAGCAGAGGUUAUACUUGAACCACAGGAAUAUACUGUGAAUCAAUAGAAUGGAGGAUGAUAAUGGCCUUGAGCUUAGCUUGGGUCUUUCUUGUGGUGCAUCAUCUGCCAAAUCCAAAGGCAAAAUUAGUAGCUCUUCAGAUACUGGGGCAGAAGAAGGCGAUAGAGGCAUCAAAAUAGUGGAUGACUUUAAAAACUUUCUUCAAGCUGGAAGCCAGAAACAGGACCCCAUUGUGGGUUCUCAGAGAAUUGAUCCAGUGAAACCUUCAGAAAACAUCUUUAACGAUCUUUCCAAGGCUGCUGGUGAUGCAGAAGCUUCUGCGAACUUGAAUGGUAGAGGUCUCUGGGAUACAAACAGUAAAAGGUCUGCUGAAAUCGAAGAAGACAAGUGGUCAGAAGUUGGUAGUAAACGUAAGGUGUUGUUUGAUGAGAUGAACAAUCCAAAGAAGCUUGAAAGAGAUGCUCAUCAUACUGAUUUUCAUGAAAAGCCCAAAACAUCACAUAUGUCCAUAACAACAGAAGAUGGCUCCACUGCUGAAAAUGAAGACGUGGCAGAGUCUGAAGUUGAGGGUUUGACCUCAAGGUUGGUUUCACGCCAUGAUGAUGGGGCCAAGCGAUUUAUUGGAGUUAGCGGUUCUUCUGAGGUGCCUAACGAGGUUAAGCUUGGAAACUUGACUUAUAGCAACCCAUUCCCAGUUCAAUCCGUAACUGUCAUGAAUGUACCUUUCUCAUUAACUAUGAAGGAUUCCAACUCUGUUGGAACCCCCAGUUCAUCAGGUCACAUACUACCUGGCAUGAUACAGAUUAUGCCUACUGGAAAUAGUGAACGGUCUGGGGUCCAGCCUGUGAAUCCUGGAAACUUGCCAGUUAUGUUUGGUUACUCAACUGUCCAACUUCCACUGUUGGAUAAGGAUAAUCCAUGGGGAAUGGUCUCUCUCCCUCCAGAGGUCCACCCAUCAUAUGCUGGCAGAGGUCUACCUAAUCCAGAUAAGCACGGUGAUGGAUUGAAAAUAUCACAAGCUUCCACGCAUACAAUUGCACUCAAUUCCUCUGAGGCUGCAAAAUAUGAUGGCAGGACAUUCGAACGAGUCAAAGGUGAAGGUAAACAGCAUGCCACAGAGGAAGGCUUCUCUACUCAGGCAGAGGAAGAUGUAAAAGGAAGCAGCGUGAAUCUCAGAGCAAAUGCUGCAUCUGAUCGACCAACAGCAGAAGGCCUACCUCAUGAUUUUUCAGCCAUAAAACCUGGUAUUGCUGCAGACCUGAAAUUUGGGGGAUCUGGUUCUUAUCCAAAUUUACCAUGGGUUUCAACAACAGGAACUGGCCCACACGGUAGAACUAUUUCUGGCGUUACUUACAGAUUCAGUGCAAAUCAGGUAAAGAUUGUUUGUGCUUGUCAUGGUACCCACAUGUCCCCUGAAGAGUUUGUUCGGCAUGCCAGUGCAGAGUGCACCAAUCCAGAUAAUCCAGAUAAUAACAAUGGUUUGGCAACAUUUCCUAGUACCAAUCCUGCUGCCUCUGCUCAGAGCUGAAGUGUAAAAUCUUUCUUCAGCCCCAUAACAUACAUGUCUCAAGUAUGACUUUGCUAUGGCCUUGAAUACACUAGUGAGGGUCCUUUACUCACUGAAUUUAGUUAUUUGUUUCCCUUCCGGUUGUAUUAGUUGCUGCAGUUAAAUACUGCAUUUGUAUGUAAUAAUUUCUAGCAUCUUUUCUUUGUCAAAUAGCAAUGUUUAAACCAUUUUACUUCUGUAGUAGCAGUUCCUUGAGAAAAGCAUUUUCUUUUUGUUGUAUUUUAUUUGCCAGCAGUUUAAGCUUGAGAUUCUGACAUGCUCUCUCAUACCGCAGAAAAGGAAAUUUCUCAACCACUAUGGUAUAUAUGGAUGUCUUAGGUUUUUAUGAUACUACUUUUGAAUGCUAAACAUGUAUGCUGUCAGUUGGCAGAAUGAGGAGUUCAUGGUUAUUUAAAGGGUUCGGUAGGGCUAUAAUCUGAUUGGAUUCAUCAUUCACCAGCUUCAUAUUAUCCUUUCACACCUUAUCAAUCUUGAGCAGUCAUUAAAGUGAAGAAGUCGUGACUUUGGAAAUUAAAUGCAUUAUACCUUAGAAACUUUUCACAUUGCAGCCAAGUUUUAUGGCAUACAACCAUUAGGUU